Molecule: messenger RNA, 2015 nt
Organism: Zingiber officinale
Lineage: Eukaryota; Viridiplantae; Streptophyta; Magnoliopsida; Zingiberales; Zingiberaceae
Exons: 9
Coding region: 214-1860 (548 amino acids)
Cellular component (GO): plasma membrane; plasmodesma
Source: RefSeq, a predicted model, not a curated record
AAUUAAAGCGACUUUGCUCUAUCUCUCUAUCUCUCAGAGAGGAAAGCAACAAGAACUCAAGCGAAGCAACCCUGGAACCUGAUCGAAUGCGCUUGUAGGAUCGAGGGCAGCUGCUUUCCCGGCCCCAAUUCCGCUCUCCCCUUGCGGUUCCUCCGCCUCUGAGCUCAAAAAGGCGUCGUCUUGGACAGCCCAGAGGAGCUCCACAAGUUGAGCAUGGCGGCGCUUUCUAAACCCGCAGAAGCUCUUGUUCUUCUCUUGUUCUUCCUUCCUUUCUUAUCUUGCUUCGCUGCUUCUUCCCGUAUCGAGCAAUUGACGUCCUUAUCAGGUGGAGGGCUGCAAGAUGGGAUUUUUCUACCGAGGAGAUCCGCCGCCGAGGCGCCGCCGGCUGACGUCGUCGUCGUGGACAAUAGCUCCUUCGUCCUGGCUGCUCCGAGGACGCACAGGAAAGAUCCCUUGGACGGAUUCCAUCGAUACACCGGCGGUUGGAACAUCAGUGAGAAGCACUACUGGGCCUCUGUCGGGUACACGGCGGCGCCGCUAUUCGCCAUCGCUUUGGCGUGGUUUAUCGGAUUUGGGCUGGUGUUGCUGUUCAUUUGCUGCUGGUUUUUCUGCUGCCGCCGCCGGAGUUACUCCUAUUCCCGCGCCGCGUACGCACUGUCCCUCAUCCUCCUGGUGCUAUUCACCUGCGCCGCAAUCAUCGGAUGUGUGGUUCUGUACACAGGACAGGGGAAGUUCCACAGAAGCACUUACAGCACUAUGGACUACGUCGUCGGUCAGGCAAACUUCACGGUGGAGAACCUCCGGAACUUCUCAGACAGUUUAUCCGAUGCCAAGAAGAUCACAGUAGAUCAGGUGCUCCUUCCCUCCAAUGUCCGAGCUGACAUUGAUGUCAUCGCAGCAAGAGUUAACAAGUCGGCAACUCAACUUGCCGAUCGAACUUCAGACAACUCCAGGAAGAUUCGUCGCGUGCUGGAUCGAGUGAGGUUGGAUUUGAUCAUAAUCGCCGCAGUGAUGCUUCUCUUAGCGUUUAUAGGAUUCUUGCUCUCUAUACUUGGAUUGCAGUACAUUGUCUCCAUUUUAGUAGUUGUCGGGUGGAUUCUAGUGACCGGCACAUUCAUUCUGUGUGGUGUCUUCCUCAUACUACACAAUGUGGUGGCUGAUUCAUGUGUUGCAAUGAAUGAGUGGGUCGAUCAUCCAUACGCUCAUACAGCUCUCGACGAUAUUCUUCCUUGUGUCGAUGUUGCCACUGCCAAUGAAUCCUUGACUCGAAGCCGGGAAGUCACAUUCCAGCUAGUUAAUGUUGUCAAUCAGGUGAUCGCCAAUAUUUCGAACGGGAACUUUCCUCCUCAAUUGAAACCUUUGUACUUCAAUCAGACCGGCCCAUUGAUGCCUCUUCUUUGCAAUCCAUACAUGCUGGACUUGAAUAACCGGCCAUGCUUUCUUGGAGAGGUCGACUUCAACAACGCAACACAGGUGUGGAAAGGCUAUGUUUGCCAAACUAUGACUGAAUCAGGUUCCGAGGUUUGCACGACGGUUGGCCGGGUAACCCCGAGCAUAUACAACCAAAUGGCAGCUGCUGUGAACGUCAGCCGAGGGUUAUACUUGUACGUGCCAUUCCUUACACAGCUGGAAGACUGCACUUUUGUGCGCGAUACCUUCACGGGGAUAAGCCAGAACAAUUGCCCGGAUCUGGAGAGCAACAGCAAACUGGUGUACAUAGGGCUGGUGAUGGUUUCCGCCGCGGUGAUGCUGUCCUUGAUAUUCUGGGUGAUCUACGCGAGGGAGAGGCGCCACCGCAAGUACAACAAACAGUUUGUCGUCGGAUCGGGACAGCCGAUGCCGCAAGAAAAGGCGCCAUAAGAAUGUUUUUUGAAAAUAUCAAACUUUGUAGCAUUGUGAUGAUUAGAAUAGGUGAUGAGAUUUCAUGUAUGUGUUAAGAUUCUAUAGAUACGUUCGCCAAGUGCUUAACCAUCCGUGACGGUUCUUACAGGAUCGAAUGGUUCGUUUCAUUUUCA